Molecule: messenger RNA, 948 nt
Organism: Diaporthe citri
Lineage: Eukaryota; Fungi; Ascomycota; Sordariomycetes; Diaporthales; Diaporthaceae
Exons: 3
Coding region: 1-948 (315 amino acids)
Source: RefSeq, a predicted model, not a curated record
AUGGUCUCGCGCUCUCUCCUUCUCAUGGCUGCGGCGCUGAUGGCCCGGGUCGCAGAGUCUUCAUCGGCCCGCGUGACAUCGGUCUUCAUUGACACCGUCUCGGGGUACGACGAGCUGUCGACAUGUGCCGAGGAGGUCCUCUCGACCAUCGUACGAGCCCAGUAUAGUGGAUGCGGGGACAACGGCGCGGUGACGAGCUACACGUGCUUCUGCACGGAUUCGAGCUCACAAAUGAGCUCGAUGAUCACGUCGGCCGUUACACUGUCUUGCGACUCAUCUAUCGCCUCCGCCCAGGCGUCAAGUGCGAUCGGGGUGUUCGAUGCAUACUGCGAGAUCGGGGUCCCAAGCGACCUAGUGGCAACGACGACGGCCGGUACCUUCCACAGCAAGCGCGACAGAAUCUCCGUCGCCAGCAUCGACGGCGUCGACAACUGCGGCAUCGGCGACUUCGGUCUCCACUUCAUCAACCUCGGCAUCGGCGUCGGCAUCCAGCGACUCAAUGAGCCGCUCGAAGGUCGUGGCCAUCGCAAGAAGCGCCAGCAGUUGGAAUCGACGUCCCACGCGGCGGGCGUCGGAAAUUCGAGACCCGAGUUCAGGUGGCCGGCCCGGAUCGCAGGCUCGACACAAGAACUGCCGACGCAGCAUCACAGCCACGAGAUGCCGGCCAAGGGGCCCAUCGCCUCGCCCAGCAGUUCCGAGUACCACAUAUCGCCGUUACCAAUCACGCCGGCCCCUCAGAAACCGCCUGUCUAUCAGGUCCAGCCAGAGAAGAUCCCAUACCAGCAUCAGGAGUUCUACCAGCCGCCGAAGGAGGCGCACCACCAGCAAGAACCUCAAGAGCUGCCGGCGUCGGGACAGCUGUCGAUCGAGAACCGGCAUGAGUUGGAAGGGAGUCUCAGCCCGGUGUCGCCAUCGGGUCGUUUCUCAUAUCAGGCGAAUGAUAAGUGA